This is a messenger RNA of Selaginella moellendorffii, 1922 nucleotides long. RefSeq names its product MAPK/MAK/MRK overlapping kinase. The coding region runs from base 226 to 1824 and encodes 532 amino acids. Gene Ontology annotation, cellular component: nucleus; cytoplasm. NCBI's taxonomy places the organism in Eukaryota, Viridiplantae, Streptophyta, Lycopodiopsida, Selaginellales, Selaginellaceae. The transcript has 14 exons. The record is from RefSeq and is a predicted model, not a curated record. Gene Ontology annotation, molecular function: ATP binding; protein serine/threonine kinase activity. Gene Ontology annotation, biological process: intracellular signal transduction; protein phosphorylation.
UCUGCGCGUUGCUUCUUUGCUCCUCUUCUACGAUCGCGGCGCUAGGUCGAUUCUUUGAUUCUCUCAGUGAUCAGCAUUGCAGUCAAUCAGCGCCGGAUUCUAUGAAAUCGCCAUCAGCGAAUGCGAGAUGAGAAGGACAUGCGACGUUCGUGAUCGGUGUCGCCAUGUCCGGCACGGUUCUUGCAGUACAGGAGCCCUCUCCAGUUCUAGGGCAGCUUUCUCGAAAUGCACAAGUAUCGUAUGAUAUGCAAGAAAGGCGAAGGCACCUUCUCGGAGGUGCUGAAAGCACAAUGCCACAAAUCCAACAAAUAUGUAGCUAUCAAAUGUAUGAAGAACACUUUCGACAGUUUAGAACAGGUAACCAAUCUCCGAGAAAUCCAGGCUUUGCAGAGGCUUUCACCUCACACGAAUGUGAUAAAGCUCUUGGAAGUUCUCUACGAUCAGCCUACGGGAAGGUUAGCGUUAGUUUUCGAGCUCAUGGACAUGAACAUCUACGAAUUGAUCCGCGGGAGGCGAACCUAUGUCUCCGAAGACCGGAUCAAGAGCUAUAUGUUUCAGCUCUUAAAAGCAAUGGAUCACAUGCACAGAAACGGUAUUUUCCAUCGAGACAUAAAGCCAGAAAACAUCUUAAUCAUGGAAGAAUCCCUCAAGCUUGCAGACUUGGGAAGUUGUCGAGGUGUUUAUUCAAAGCAGCCAUACACUGAAUACAUCUCGACAAGAUGCAUAAACUGCAGGUAUCGAGCCCCGGAAUGCCUUCUUACAGACGGCUACUACAAUUACAAAAUGGAUAUGUGGGGAGUUGGAUGCGUCUUUUUCGAGAUUAUUAGCUUGUUUCCUCUUUUUCCAGGAACUAAUGAGCUGGAUCAAAUACAAAAAAUUCAUAAAGUCAUGGGAACACCUCCACAGCAGCUGCUAGACAAAAUGAGGAGGAGAUCUCAGCAUGCGGACUUUAAGUUCCCCCAGCAAGACGGGACUGGGAUCGCAAGGCUCAUUCCUCAUGCGUCACCGGCUUGCGUUGAGCUUCUAAACAAACUCCUUGCUUAUAACCCGGAUGACAGGAUAUCGGCCAGGCAGGCGCUGAGACAUCCUUACUUCAAGGAGCUGCGCGAGAAGGAAAAGCUACAGCAGGCCUUUGCGAAUGCUAACAGGGCUAACAGUCUGCGGCCGUCACCAAGUCAUCGCAGACUAGCCAUGCACGACGUUUCCCCUCAAAAGUCGAAAGACGAGGAUGCAAAGCUGCAAGGCCUGGGGACUGGGAAUCCGAGUGCCGCAAGCACACCACGAUCAAUGGCUAGUACACAGCUUCCGUGCCUCAACGUGAAUAGCAAAGCUAAAGAGCUUUCACAGGACGGGAAAGACACAGGUGGUUCCAGUCCUUUAUCUCAUGCUGGGGAUUCGCGAACGCCAGCGACGUUAACUUCUGUUGGCUCCGCUGUAUCAGUGAAUGUUGGUGGAGCUACAGACGCUGGGAGUUCGUGCAUGGAUUUAGACGGCGGCGGCGGCGGCGGCGGGUGUAGCAGCUCUACUCAUGGAUUGCCACCGAUCAAGAACAGCUAUACGUUGUCCAUGCUUUCUCCAAAGCCGCAGCUCUCAAGUCUACACAGGCACUCACAUUAUCAUUCACCAAAGGCACAUAGUGUCAAAGGUGUGAAGAUCGUGAAAGGCACCAAGAGCCACCGUGUUCUUCCGGAGCUAUCGCCCAAGAGCAUCUCCGGAGGAUACAAGCCCGGGGAGCCGCCGCCUUACAAGAAGCGAGCCAAUUCCAAGUACACAAGUCCAUACUCGCAAAAGUAUAUCAAUCACCUCGCAGCGACAUUGGUUUGACAAAAAAAAAUGCGAGACUUUUGCUUGCCAUCGACAAAAAGGAAAAGCCAAUUUUUCUCUGUAUAAUCAAACAAGGGAGAGCACAUUAUAUUUGUUGG